AUGUCGCAACAUCCCUCGAGGGGUGGCCCGCCGAAUUAUGGCAGCGGUCCGAGCGGUUGGCCACCAACUAGUCGGGCAUCAGCCCCGAGUCCAUUCCGGCCGGCGUCGCCAUUCAGUCCAGCGACUCAAGCACGCGGAGUGCCGCUGGCAUUUCAUCAUCAACAGCAGCACAUGCAUCAUCCGAUGAGUCCGAUUUCUUUCGGCAUGCCCAUGUCACCGGGCAUGUCACCGGUUUUCGGCGGACCACCGGCAUCGCCUGGUUUCAUACAGUGUCCGCGGCCGCGUUGGCCAGCGCCGGCCGCACCACCGGCCAACGCCGCUGCUCGGCCGUUUAUUCCGAUAUCGCCGAUGCACCAGCCGCAGCCGGCAACGAUCCCCUCGGCGGCCGUUUGCCAGUCACCGCUGCAGCCGUGCGGACCACCCGAGUUCCUGAUAGCGGCUUAUCAGCCCGGCGAGUACGAGUACGUCGGCGUACCGUUGGAUCAUCAGCAUCGCUCGCUCCAUCGCAGCGAGUACGACGACGAAGUGGACGAAGUCGGACCUAGCACGGCCGAGAUCAUAGCGAGUCAGAGUCAGGAUUACGUGGAUGAAAAGUUGGCCGAGUACCAGGCGACGAUUCAUCAGCUUCAGGGUGAGUCAUCGACGUGA
This is a messenger RNA of Trichogramma pretiosum, 648 nucleotides long. RefSeq names its product classical arabinogalactan protein 9-like. The transcript is spliced from 2 exons. NCBI's taxonomy places the organism in Eukaryota, Metazoa, Arthropoda, Insecta, Hymenoptera, Trichogrammatidae. Bases 1 to 648 code for a protein of 215 amino acids. The record is from RefSeq and is a predicted model, not a curated record.